Molecule: messenger RNA, 2336 nt
Organism: Cydia splendana
Lineage: Eukaryota; Metazoa; Arthropoda; Insecta; Lepidoptera; Tortricidae
Product: aryl-hydrocarbon-interacting protein-like 1
Exons: 6
Coding region: 228-1202 (324 amino acids)
Molecular function (GO): peptidyl-prolyl cis-trans isomerase activity; protein binding
Source: RefSeq, a predicted model, not a curated record
UCUUGAAUCUCUUGCUUGUUAUGACUUAUGACUCGUUGUGAAUUAAUAUAAUAUACAUAAAAAUGUAAUUGUAAUCUGUGUAUCGACUAAUAACAAGCCGAAAUAUUAUCUAUAUCUUCCGUAGUCCUCGACUUCUUUUGGAUUUGAGGUUGUACUGUAGAUUUUAAUCACAUCACAAGUUACUAUUCCCAUAAUCAGUGAGGCCUAGAUACAUAUUUGUGUUUAAAAUGGGUGAUUCAGCACCUAUCGUGAAAAAUGUAAUUCACGCUGGGCAGAAAUACAAACCAAUAUCUGAUGGAAGCAAGGUUCACUUUCAUUUUCAAACAUGGAAGUGUGGGAAAGAGAGAGUCCUCAUUGACGACAGCAGGAAGAUUGGCAAGAAGGAGCCUAUGGUUCUAGUCAUCGGUCACAAGUUCAAGCUGGAGGUCUGGGAGUCCAUAGUCAUAAUGAUGGCUGUUGGUGAAGUGGCCAGCUUUACUGUUAAAAAAGAACUAGUCUUCAGCUAUCCAUUUGUAUCGAAAACUUUGCGGGAGCUCGGGCAGGAGACUAGUAAAAAGAAACAUGCAUGCACUAUGACAUUGCACACAGAAGGCAUUGGUUACCCUGACUUGGACAGUUUGAUGAAGGAGCCGUGUGAUUUAGAAUUCAUCAUAGAACUGCUUCGAGUGGGAAGAGCCGACGAGUACGAGAAGGAAGUGUGGCAGCUCUCCUCGCAAGAGCGGCUGGAGCUGGUGCCCAGCCUCCGGGAGAAGGGGAACCAACUGUACGGGCAGAAGAAAUAUGACGAGGCGGAGGACGUGUACGCAAAGGCCAUUGCUAUUUGCGAACAGCUUAUGAUAAGAGAAAGAAAAUGUGACGAGGAAUGGAUCAACUUGAACAAAAUAAAGUUGCCCCUACUACUGAACUACGCUCAGUGCAAACUCAUCAAAGGCGAGUACUACGCGGUCAUCGAACACUGCAACACCGUGCUGGAACACGACAAAGACAAUGAAAAAGCUCUAUACAGACGAGCGAAAGCCCACGUCGGAGCGUGGAACCCGUCGCUCGCGGAAGAGGACUUCCUCCGGCUGAGAACCCUCAACCCCACGAUGGGCCCAACGGUGGACAAGGAGCUAGCGCACAUAAGGAAACUGCAGAAGGAUAAGGAGAGCGAAGACAAGGACGCUCUGAGAAAGAUGUUCGGGACCGACAACGGCACGUAGCGUUCAUAUAGACCGACCGGCGCCGUACGCCUGCCGCCCGCACCUUCCCCGCCACCCUUAGGGCUCAUUUAGACGAUGCGAGUUUCAUUACAUUGCGGGUUUUGAUCGGUCGGUUGAAUUAGACGUAACCAAUAGUCCGCAAUGUAACUAAAAUCGCAUGCGAGUUCGCGCGCCGUCUAAAUCAGCCCUUAGUCGUCCUACCCCGUCGCCCCCGUACCGCGCAGGCGAGGACUCAUUUAAGCGGUCGGUCUAUAGUCAACUUUUAACCCCGCGAGUCCUGGUAAAAGUGACGUCUAAGGGCCAGUUACCACUACAUACAUAUAUACAAGUGGCGGAAAAUGACCAAAAAAUUGGACGAGUUCCAACCACAAUUCUGCCCUGCUUAUUGUAUACAUGAAAAUCAUCGUUUAAAUAAAGAACUUAUUCAAAGAGAACAAGAUAGACAAUUGCAUGACUUUUCAACUACGAUUACUGCAUAUGUUGUUAGCACGGCGGAAUUACUGGACGGUUCAACUUCACUCAGCUGUGAAGCAUGAAACUUCCCAUGCAAUAUUUAGCGAAAGUAUAACGGUGAGAGACAGUUUCGUGCAACAGACCCUACGUCCCGUAGAAGUGACAUUUUUUUUUGUUAUUAUUCCGUCCUAUUUUCCAAGGGACAAUAGUGGCACAGUGUGACAAUAAAUGUUAUAUCGGGUUCCACUAACAUGCUUAGUAGGUGGUUCAAUUUGGAAAUAGCAUAGGAAUACCACAAAAUGCAUGUUUGAUAAAUUUAAAUACCACGAAAUAAGGAUUAUAAAAGUUAUUUUUCUGGAUAACUAAGCAUGACCUUAGCAACGAAGGACAUUUAAGAAGCUGAUUUGCCCUACAAAAUGUUUGAACAGUGAAAUACCCUUCGGGCUUAAGUAAAGGGACUCGGGUGGUUCUGGCCAUACGUAAUUAAGCUUUAUUGCAAUGAGAUAAGAUCUACCAAAAGUCAGUUAAGUGUGUUAAUGUUUGUACAAGUGGCGGAAAAAUGUAAAAACGACUUAUAUUUCUAUGACUAGGAAUGAAACUAUUCUCUUUUUUCGGAAAGUACAAAUUGAAAUACACCUUUUUUACAUUUCUACUAUUUGUAGCCACUUCUAUUGAACACUA